Molecule: messenger RNA, 1089 nt
Organism: Trypanosoma rangeli
Lineage: Eukaryota; Euglenozoa; Kinetoplastea; Trypanosomatida; Trypanosomatidae
Product: protein kinase-like protein
Exons: 1
Coding region: 1-1089 (362 amino acids)
Biological process (GO): peptidyl-serine phosphorylation; intracellular signal transduction; protein autophosphorylation
Cellular component (GO): cytoplasm; nucleus
Molecular function (GO): calmodulin binding; calcium/calmodulin-dependent protein kinase activity; calcium-dependent protein serine/threonine kinase activity
Source: RefSeq, a predicted model, not a curated record
AUGGCGACGCUCUUCCCGUCUGCUGUGUUUACGCAGCGCAGCGAAUCAAACUCUCGCUCGUGGCGCGAGGAACCCCAAGAUGAUGGAGAGACGCUGCUGUACUUGACGCCAUGUGGCACUGACAAGUACCUCCCCCCGGAAAUGCUGAGCUGGACUGUCAACUGUGGAUGGAAGUGCAAACCCGCAACGCUUCGUAUGGCGCGUCAACUUGACGCGUACGCCAUUGGAAUUGUUGCGUAUGUCCUCCUCAGUGGCUGUUUUCCUUUUAACGGGGCCUCGCGGGCAAGCAUGGCCCAACAACAGCAACGCUGCACCCCAAAGUGCAAUAGUGCUCACUGGAAGCACAUUAGUCCCGAGGCAAUUUCGUUUGUGCAGUCAGUCUUGGAGCCGGAUCCGGAUAUCCGGAGCACAGUCACAGAGGCACUGACACAUCCGUGGAUGCAACGUGCCGCCCAGUUUGCAGAAAAACUUUUGCUUGUGCCUGAGUCUCUGGAGGAGCUGCAAGUAGGCGGCAAUGCGUCCGUGGGGGCAUCUACGAGAAGGAAGGAAGCCCAGACGCCCUCACCUCAUAUGCAUCAGCAGCAGGGUGCAACCCUUGCGGGGCGGCAUCCCAAAGACGUUUUCGCCGCUGCAGAUAAUAGUAGCUGUGCGUUGCGGCGGUCAGCCACCCAUGACAAUUUUAUAUAUUGUGGCAACAGGGCAAGCGCCACUCCUGAAUUCCUGCCAUCGAAAGUGGACCACGCGGGGGCGGGGGGGCUGGUGAAGGCGUCUGAAGAAGAGAAGCCGCAGGCGACCUCAACAAGGACGACGAUAACAGCAAUGCGGGAGAAAGAGGCAAGCUGUGUGGCUCACACCAUGUCGCCAUCGGCGUGGCCGUCGCAGGCACUUUUAUCUGGUUCUCCGCCGACGCAAACAGCCGCGUCGCUGUUGGCGCAGAUUUCAGCUAUGCAGGGGGCUUCUCACGGCGGUGACGAUAUUGCUGGGAAGCCGUCGAAUAUCGAUUCAGAAACGGCGAAGGAGAAUAUAGACUUUGAUGAGGAGACCGACCCGUUCCAUCGCAUCUUCAAAACGGUUAUGUCUGGAAAGUGA